This is a messenger RNA of Strongylus vulgaris, 879 nucleotides long. Lineage: Eukaryota; Metazoa; Nematoda; Chromadorea; Rhabditida; Strongylidae. The record is from the annotation of a GenBank genome assembly.
AUGAAUUACGAUCGCAUCAUGAACUUACCUGAUGUACGCGUAGAUAUUGAACCUGCUGAAGGCGCUUCGGCCGAAGAUCAAGCUCCGCACAACACAUCGACAGAUGGUCACGAGCAAGCUGCGGUGCGAUCAUCUCAAUCAGUACGUGAAGCAGCUGAUAGGUUACGUGGUGAGUACGCUCGACUUCAGCAGACCAUCAACCAGAACGAAGAUGCUCAAACUUUAUGCACAAUGGUCACGGCUAUUGUGCCCUUCAUUCUCAUUUUUGUUCUAAAAAUGGUAUUUGAUAAUUUUCUGUCUAUUUUUCGAGUUGUUACUGCUGUGGGAAGUUUUAUAACUGUUGAUUCGAGAGUACAACAACUAUUUUCGGCAGCUCGACCGUCAAAGAGCUUACGUAUCACUUCCGUGCUGGUAUUUGUUGUCUUGUUCUAUUUUACUUCGGGUUUAUAUAUCUAUGAUGAUGGCUUUGAAUUGGCUAAUGCACUCCUUCUUCGAUAUGCGGGCGUUGUUUACCAUGGUUUUUUCUUCACCCUCUUCGUUUUGGUAAUCACAGACACAUUUGUGAAAAUGAUAGUUUCCGGUAUAAAAAUGAUUGUGUCGUUAUCUGGUCUGAGUAUGGGAAUGAAAAGAAAAAUCAAUCAGUUUUUGGAGUACUCAUCUCAGGUACGUGAAUUGUGGAGUCUAGCUCAAUUGACGAUCAAAUGUGCUGCUAGAAUGGUCUAUUCAACUCCAUACGGUGUGACACCCACUCGUGAAGAAGUGGACAAAGAAUCCAUGUGCUCUAUUUGUCAUGGAGACUUUACAUCACCAACAAAGGUUCUGUUGUGCAUGUUCAGCGCUAGUCACGUGCUGAUUCUGUGGCCAAAUGCUCAAUAUUAA